This is a messenger RNA of Topomyia yanbarensis, 1272 nucleotides long. RefSeq lists its product as uncharacterized. The coding region runs from base 1 to 1272 and encodes 423 amino acids. The record is from RefSeq and is a predicted model, not a curated record. Lineage: Eukaryota; Metazoa; Arthropoda; Insecta; Diptera; Culicidae. The transcript is spliced from 2 exons.
AUGGGUGAACGUAUCUUUUUUCAGAAGGAUUUGAACAAAUCUAGCGAGCAGGGAACCGAAAAAGCAACAGUUGCUUUUCGGAGAGGAAGUCCCUAUGAAGCGUGUAGUACUACCCUCAUAUCGGUGUACGACCCGCUCGGACUUCUGGCCAACGUGCUGAUGUUCCUCAAAGUUCUUGUUCUUUGUCGCUUUAACAUUGUUUCGGAUGAACCGAUAGCCGGUCAGCAACUUUCGAAGUGGAGAGCGUGGCUCAGCGUGUUGCACAAUGUGGAGAAAGUUUCCGUUCCGCGAUGCUAUCGAACGAUAACAACGUCGUUAUCCGUAAUUCAGCUGCAUGUUUUCAUUGAUGCUAGCGAAAACGGGUACGCAACGGUCGCAUACUUUCGCUACGUUCGUUCGAUUCCUCGGUUGGAACUCCAAGCGGCGGUCAUCGGAAUGCGUCUGGCGAAAGCAAUCGGAGAAACUCACCGUAUUCCAGUACAGAAACGCAUUUUCUGGAUUGAUUCAAGAGAUAUCCUUUGUUGGUUGCGCUCAGAUCACAGGAAGCACAGCAAAUUUGUUUGCGCACGGGUCGGAGAAAUUUUAGAAAACACCGACCUAUCCAAGUGGUUCUGGAUUCCGACAAAACUAAAUGUAGCCGAUGACGGGACGAAGUGGCAACGGAUUCCCGACCUUUCACCAUCGAGGCGGUGGUUUAGAGGAUCCAUGUUUUUAUGGCAACCGCGACGUGCGUGGCCAACCCAGCCGGCUAAUGUAAACGUCCACGAAGUCCGUGUCCCCAUCAUAGUUUUCACCAAUUACUCUAACUGGCGGAAACUCGUCAGAGUCGUCGCGUAUAUGCUCCGGAUUUUUAGGAACACUCAGGCGAAAUUACAGUAUCGUACUCCUACGACCGGAAUCCUCAAUCAGCAAGAGUUACUAGAUGCUGAGCACUGUCUUUACAAGCAAGCAAAGCUGGACCAAUACAGUAAGGAAAUUGCAUUGUUAUCGGGUUUCAAGAAAGUUGCCGGAGUGAAAGCUGAUCCCAUUCCCAAAGAUAGCUCGAUCUACAAGCUAUCGCCAUUUCUCGACGAAAAAGGAGUUCUGCACAUGCUUGGACGAUCUGCUGGUUGUAAAUUGAUACAGCCGACCGCCGCCCAUACCAUUUUGCUGCUGAAGAAGCACACAUUAACCACACUUAUCGUCCGUUUCUACCACGAGCGUUAUUAUCAUUUGAAACAUAAGACAGUCGUCAACGAAUUACGACAGAAAUAUCGAAUCCCGAAGAUGUGA